CAGUCCUAACCUUCCCCUCCAUUUUCCCAUACAUUGAAAUAUGAAAGUUCUGAAUGUGCAGGAAGCCCUGCUGUCCAACUACGAGAUGCUGUUGGUUCUGCAGGAAGAAGAUGCGCGGCACAAGGACCUCAAGGCCAAGGAGCGCGGACAGAUGCGGUACCCAGAGAACGUCACGACGCUAAAGUUCGAGGCCCUGCAGUACCUCAGCAACACGUCGUGCACGAGCCAGGACGGCAUGCAGCUAUCUGGGCUGCGGCAGCGGUUGGCCGAGUAUGAGCUGACCAAGGCAGAGAUUCUGCAGAUAGCCAAUCUGCGGCCACGGGUGCCGGUGGAGCUGUAUCUGAUUAUCGAGGAGUGCGGCGACCGGUUCCAGGCCGAGGACCUGGACGCAAUGCUGGAGAUUAUCGCCAGCGAGCUGCCAAGGGAAGAAGAGGAGGCGGCGGUGAAUGGCGAUGCGGAAAUGGCGGAGCAGGAGGAGGAGGAAGAGGGGGAAGAGGAUGUGGAGGACGAGGAGAUGAUGGAGGAGGACGAGCUGGUGCAUACGGACGAUCGGGUGGUGGAUGAGCCGGCGGAUGACGACGACGACUGACUUGAAAUUAGGCGU
This is a messenger RNA of Linderina pennispora, 604 nucleotides long. RefSeq lists its product as uncharacterized. Lineage: Eukaryota; Fungi; Kickxellomycota; Kickxellomycetes; Kickxellales; Kickxellaceae. The coding region runs from base 41 to 589 and encodes 182 amino acids. The transcript has a single exon. The record is from RefSeq and is a predicted model, not a curated record. Gene Ontology annotation, cellular component: RNA polymerase III complex. Gene Ontology annotation, molecular function: nucleotide binding. Gene Ontology annotation, biological process: transcription initiation at RNA polymerase III promoter.